Carlito syrichta (Philippine tarsier) is the source of this 1185-nucleotide messenger RNA. RefSeq names its product zinc finger protein 480-like. Gene Ontology annotation, molecular function: DNA-binding transcription repressor activity, RNA polymerase II-specific. NCBI's taxonomy places the organism in Eukaryota, Metazoa, Chordata, Mammalia, Primates, Tarsiidae. The record is from RefSeq and is a predicted model, not a curated record. Gene Ontology annotation, biological process: negative regulation of transcription by RNA polymerase II. The transcript is spliced from 6 exons.
AUGUGUUUUUCAUUUCAGGGAAGGUUGACAUUCAGUGAUGUGGCCAUCGAGUUCUCUCAAGAGGAGUGGAAGUGCCUGGACCCUGCUCAGAGAGCUUUAUACAGGGAUGUGAUGUUGAAAAACUAUAGGAACCUGGUCUCCUUGGGAAUCUCUCUUUCUAAAAUGAAUAUUGUCUCCAUGUUGGAGCACCUUAUUUUCUGUGUAAAUUUGAAAAAUAAGCCUAUUGGAAAUCAGAAUAAAUUAACCUUUUGGUCCCAUUUGGCUGAAAUGCAGGAACUUCAGACUGAAAGAAAAAUUUACGAAUGUCAUCUGGUUGAGAAGUCUAUCCACAAUGGUUUCUCGAGUACUCACACUGGAGAGAAACCAUAUAAAUAUAAUGAGUGUGGCAAAGUCUUUAUUGUGCAUUCAAGCCUAACUAACCAUCAGGCAAUUCAUACCGGAGAGAAACCAUACAAAUGUGAUCUACGUGACAAAGUCUUCAGUCAAAAUUCACACCUUUAAAUCCAUCAGAAAAUUCAUACAAGAGAGAAACCUUACAAAUGUCAUGAGUGUGGCAAAGCCUUUAGCAUGCAUUCAAGCCUAACUUACCACCGAGUAAUCCAUACUGGAGAAAAACCUUACAAAUGUAAUGAAUGUGGUAAGAUCUUUAGUCAGAAUUCUUACCUUGAAAGUCAUCAUAGAGUUCAUACUGUAAAGAAACCUUACAAAUGUGAUGUAUGUGGCAGGGUCUUCAGUCAAAAUUCACACCUUGUGAAUCAUUGGCGAAUUCAUACUGGAGAGAAACCGUAUAAAUGUCAUGCGUUUGACAAAGCCUUUGGUGUGUGUUCAAGCCUAACUAAACAUCAGGUCAUCCAUACUGGAGAUAGACUUUACGAAUGUAAUGAAUGUGGUAAGGCUUUUAGCAGGUGUUCACAUCUUAGGCUUCAUGAGAAAAUCCCUACUGGAGAGAAGCCAUACAGAUGUAUUGACUGUGGCAAGGACUUUAGACAAUGGUUUGACCGCAGCGUUCACCAAAUAAUUCAUUCUGGAGAGAAACCUUACACAUGUUAUAAUUGUGGUAAGGCUUUUACUUGGAGCUCACAUCUCACUCAUCAUCAGAUUGUUCAUACUGGAGAGAACUUUACAAGUGUAUUACAUGUGGCAAGACUUUCAAGCAUGGUCCUAAAAUCAGGAUUCACCACAUAA